GGCAGGCGACAUUGGUUGUUCACUGGAAUGGGAGGCAACAUUCUUUGUCCACAGGCCCUCUCUACGGAAAUAGAGAUGGGUGCCUUGGCUCUGGGGAAAAGUGUAUGCAACUGGUGACCUCUACAAAGCACUUGCUAAGUCAAGAUGAAACGAGUUGCUAGGGAGGCACCAUGACUUUGGUCUCUGGCAACAGUUAAGUGAAGGCACGUGCAUCCUGGGUCUGUGGAUCGAGCCAGGCGACUGCCUUUGUGGUCUUUGAACUGGAACCAGAGAUAUUAUUAGUCCUGAUAGGGACGGGAACUGCCUGCUUAGCGGCGAGGAAAAUUAAUAGUCCAAGUGUUCUUCCAUCCUGUGUUCUCCAUGCUGGCAUUUUGAUUAAAAAAAAAAUAUUGCGGCAGCUGUUCGCAUAUUCUGGAAGUGUGUGUGCAUGUGUGUGGUUUGGUGUUUACAGAUUUGGGGUUGCGGAGGGGAGUUUCCAGAGCAACGGAAGUAGCUGCUUGUCAGUCAGGGUUCAUUUUGAAAAUGAAAGCCCUAAAGCUUGGGGCCCACUCUGGGCCUGGGCCUGGUCUCUGAGGAGUCAGCAAAGGCCAGGAGGUGGCUUUGGCUAGUCAGCCCCAGGAAGCAACCCCUUGCUCACCUUUUGGUUUUUUUCUUUUACUAAUUGACCGAGUCUAUGAGUUGCUUUUGGUGUCCUGCACAUUCAGUCUGAGGCAGGGAUGCGGGAGUGGGGCAUUGAGGAGGUUCUGGCCGCGGACACCUCCCCCAACCCGGGACACAUACAAUGUCCCCGUCCCCACCGCAGCCACUCAUGCACACAAUUACAUUUCUCCAGGCUGCCACACCAGAACGAGGUAACACAUCUACUAGGUGCUCAAGGGUCAUAUGACAUAGUCAUCAAAGAGUUCAGUUCAAAUGACAGUUCAGAAUCAAUGGACAGAAAUACAACACAAGGCAGUCUGGUCUGGGGGCCAAAGGAGGGACACAACCAGAUGGUGAGGGAUCCCGCUGGGCUGAGGUCAUCAGAAGACGGUUACUGGAGAAGGUGGCCACUGAGGCCAACCUUGAAGGGCACAGGGAAGAACUUCACCAAAUAGAAGCCAUGAGGAAGGAGCCUCUAGGUAAAGGAGGGCACGAUAUGCUCAGGUUAGCACGAGUCCAUCCAUUUAGCUGGAAUCUGGGGCUUGUGUGAGUGAUUGUCAGUUGAUAAGCUUGGCUUGAACGCCAGAUCCUCUGUGCCAGAACAAAGGCUAUGGUGUCACACAGACCUGUCUGCUACUUCCCCCUGGGUGACCUUGGGCGAGUGGCCUAACCUCUCUGCAAAGUGAGGAUAGUAAUGAUACUUAGCUCUUGAGCUCCUUGGGAAGGUUACUAGAAUGAACAUGUAUAAAGUACCUAGCACAGCAUCUGGCACAUUUAAAAAAUGGUCGAAAAAGGGAUUACAAAUGUAUAGGCUGUCUUGAAGGAAAGCUCCAGCUAUUUGGGACUGAUUCCUGAUGUGUGAGGGUGAAGGGAGAAAAGCCUCUGGUAACUUCCAUCAUGAUCGGACCCAGCGGGAGUGGGCCGACUUGGCCUGAGGCCCCCAUUUCCCCUAGCCUAGAACAGUCUCCUGGCUUUCUGCCUCUACCCCUCCCAUAAUCAUCUUCCUAAAGACCGCUGUAAUCAUGGCUGUUCCUCUCUGGCUCAAGAAUCUUCUAUGGCUCCCCUUUGUUCACUGACUGAACUCUAACAUGGGGUGGGGGCGGGAAGCAAAGAACUACCAUUUUAUUGAGAGAAGCAAAGAGCAAUGAGGAGGCCAAUGUCAGGAAUAAAAAUAACCUCCUCUUUUAAAAGCCCUGCAACUCUGAAUUCACAGAAGUCAGCAGGUCACUCAGGGAGAGAACGGGGUGCAUCUCUGAAGAGGGCAGGGUGUUGGCGGCCAAAGACAGAUUCACCAGUACCUGCUUCUUCAAGCUAAGCUGGGAAAGGUAAGAGAAGAGAGCAGAGAGCAGAGCAAGGAGCCGCGGGGAAGCAGGGCUGUUCCUCUGUUCCCUGGAAGGGCGUCUGCCUGGACCCUUUCCCUGAGUUUCUCUGCAGGAAUCCCAGGCAACUCCGAGCGGGCGCUUCGAGAAGGGUCAAGGCCGCACAAAGGGCAGUGCAAGCGAGCCCGAGUCACAUGGGGUAGCCUGGCCGCCUCCGUGAAUGCGAGGCGCGGGACAAAGGCGGCUCGGGGACAAAGUGCAGGGAGACUCCUAAGGAGAUACGAGGGAAGGGCGAAGGAAAGGGCGGGGAGCUAGCGCCCCGAGCUGUAGGUUUGCGCUCCGGGACGCCUUGGCUGGAAGCCGAGCUCAGCCCCCCACGGAGGGGGCGCCCUGGAGCCUUUUCACCCCAGAAGCUGCGGGGAUGCUGAGAACCCCGCGGCCGCAGCAGCUGGGCUGCUGCAGGCGGCGCUCGGGGCCAGCUCGCGGCCCGCCCCGCGCCCGCCCCCAGGUUGCCCACGCCGUGCGGGAGGCGGGGCCGCCCAGCUCACCUGGCUGUUUGGGGCGGGGCCGCCCGCGACCCGAGGGAGAGGAGGCGGCGGCUGGCAGUACUUCGGGGUGGGAGCGAGGUCGCCCUGGGGACUUGGCCUAAGCCCCCCCCCCGCGUCCCCUCCCUCCCUCCCUCCCGGCACCGCCAGUGCGGGGCCCUCCCUCGGCUCGCUCGCUCUCCCCUCCUCUUCUCUCCUCCUUCGCUCCCUCCCUUCCGAGCCCAGUUGCUCAAGCCCGCUUCCUUCCCCAACGCCAGCGCCAGUUCCUCUCCCGGUGGGGCCCGGGAAGGGCAACGAACGCUAGACACUGGAACCGCCGCGGCGGCAACUGCAGGACCAUGGCCGAGCCCCAAGGGGCCGCAAAGCGGACGCCCAAGGCCUCCCUCGCACCGACCGCGCUGAACCUGCGGAGCGCCCCGCAGCCCCGCCCCUCGAGAGCGGACACCGGCAGCCUGGGCAGGUACCGGGGCAACGCCGCCGCCUCCCGGGAGCCCCCGUUCCACGGCUCGCUGAUGCUCUCGGCCACGGGCUCGGGACGGCGGCGGGAAGGGCUGCGGGAGCUGCUAGGGCUGCAGGGGGCGGCUCCCGCCGGGUGGCCGUCGGAGGAGCGCUCGGAGGAACCGUCCCCUAGCGGGCCGAACGGACCAGGCGGUAGCGGGCUGUGCCUGGAGCCCCGGGAGCACGCGUGGAUACUGGCGGCCGCCGAGGGCCGCUUUGAGGCGCUGCAGGAGUUGCUGAAAGCCGAGCCAGGGCUGCUGCUGCGGGGCGACCCGAUCACGGGCUACACGGUGCUGCACUGGCUGGCCAAGCACGGGCGCCACGAGGAGAUCAUCCUGGUGCACGACUUCGCCCAGCGCCAGGGGCUACAGCUCGACGUGAGCGCCCCGGGUAGCGGCGGCCUCACACCGCUCCACCUGGCGGCCCUGCAGGGCCACGACAUGGUGAUCAAGGUGCUGGUGGGCGCCUUGGGGGCCGACCCCACGCGCCGCGACCACAGCGGCCACCGAGCCUGUCACUACCUGCGGCCCGAGGCACCCUGGAGCCUGCGGGAGCUGUCGGGGGCUGAGGACUGGGAGACCGGCGGUGGCGGCGGCGGCGGCAGCGAGCGUAACAACGCCAACAACAACAGCAGCGGCGGCGGCGCUGCGUGGACACUGAGACGCGCCCCGAGCGCAGUGGGCGCGCCAGCCACGGAGACGACGGCCAGAGCGGCGGCAGCGCCCGCCAAGAAGGACUCUAUGGGCAGCCGGAUGGCGCAAGUUCAAGGCUUUCUCCGCCAUAUGUUCCCCUUCUUCCAGGACCGUUGAAGGCGACAGAGACUGGAGAGCGUGGAGGGACCGCGACGCCACGGCGAGGCCCGUGGUCCGGGGUCCCACUGGAGCCGCAGUCGUGGGCCUGCCAGGAGCCAACCACCUCGGGUUCGGUGUUAGGCACCUGUCUCAGGGCUCCUACAGACACCAGCCAGGAGACGCGAGGGCCAAGGCAUCCCUAACCGAGACAAAGCAAAGACCGAGCCCUCCUGGCGCCGAAUCCCCAAACUUCAGGACUAAGGAGUUGGGAGAGGAGCAUGGUCCUUCCCGGGAGAGGGAACGUGAAGCUUCCAGCAGCCAUUUCUGGGCAGGCGGAAGCUCUGGGUUUAUUAGGAAACAUUUGCUAGAAGAAUGAGUUAAGAUUGUAAACCACUGAUGCAGAGGAAGCUCCUAACCUCAGGCCGGCCUGACUUGGCACUUAACGGGUCACUUUGUGUGGGGGCAGCCAGCCCCUGGCAACCUGCUCCAGAGAUGACCAGGCCUUACCAGUACUGUUUCUGAUGUAUCACAAAUGACUUCUUAAGCAUAUUAAAGUGGGAUAUGUUUUCCUUUCACAUGA
Molecule: messenger RNA, 4372 nt
Organism: Sus scrofa (pig)
Lineage: Eukaryota; Metazoa; Chordata; Mammalia; Artiodactyla; Suidae
Gene: SOWAHD
Product: sosondowah ankyrin repeat domain family member D
Molecular function (GO): protein binding
Source: RefSeq, a predicted model, not a curated record